This is a messenger RNA of Cinclus cinclus, 3017 nucleotides long. It is a transcript of the gene CUL3, whose product is annotated as cullin 3. The transcript has 16 exons. Gene Ontology annotation, molecular function: ubiquitin protein ligase binding. Gene Ontology annotation, cellular component: Cul3-RING ubiquitin ligase complex. The record is from RefSeq and is a predicted model, not a curated record. Lineage: Eukaryota; Metazoa; Chordata; Aves; Passeriformes; Cinclidae. Gene Ontology annotation, biological process: protein ubiquitination; ubiquitin-dependent protein catabolic process. Bases 374 to 2680 code for a protein of 768 amino acids.
GCCGCCCCCGCCCCACCGCGGCCGGAUCCGAGUGUGCCGGGCGGUGGGAGGGGAGGGAAGGAAGGGAAGGAGAGCAAGGGAAGGAAGAGAAGGGAAGGAAGGGAAGGGGGGGCGCCCGGCCCUGCGCAGUGAGCGAUGUUUGUCCGCCAUCGCGGCGGAGGCUGAAGGAAGCGCCGCCAGCGGAGCGAGGGGCCCGUGCCGCCGCCUCUCCCGCCCGGCCCGGCCCGGUCGGCCCGGCCUCCGCGCCCCCCGGGAGCCGCACUCUCAGCGAAGGUCGCCGGCGGCCUCCCUAGGCCCUGUUCCCGGGUCCACCGCCCCGCCGCGCGUCCCCCGGCUCUGCCGCCCCGCGCCGGAGGCGCCGCCGGACCCGAAGAUGUCGAACCUGAGCAAGGGGACGGGCAGCCGGAAGGACACCAAGAUGCGGAUCCGCGCCUUCCCCAUGACUAUGGAUGAGAAAUAUGUGAACAGCAUUUGGGAUCUUCUGAAAAACGCAAUCCAAGAGAUUCAGCGUAAGAACAAUAGUGGUCUCAGUUUUGAGGAGCUGUAUAGAAAUGCUUAUACAAUGGUGUUGCAUAAACAUGGUGAAAAACUCUACACUGGACUAAGAGAAGUGGUCACUGAGCAUCUAAUAAACAAGGUGCGAGAAGAUGUGUUAAACUCCCUGAACAAUAAUUUUCUACAAACACUAAACCAAGCGUGGAAUGAUCAUCAAACAGCAAUGGUGAUGAUUAGAGACAUUCUGAUGUAUAUGGACCGAGUGUAUGUGCAACAAAACAAUGUGGAGAAUGUCUACAACUUGGGCCUGAUAAUUUUUCGAGAUCAAGUUGUACGUUAUGGCUGCAUCAGGGAUCACCUGAGGCAAACUCUGCUGGAUAUGAUUGCAAGAGAGAGGAAAGGAGAAGUUGUAGACAGAGGCGCAAUAAGAAAUGCUUGCCAGAUGUUAAUGAUUCUAGGUCUUGAAGGAAGGUCAGUCUAUGAAGAAGACUUCGAGGCUCCGUUUUUGGAGAUGUCUGCAGAAUUUUUUCAGAUGGAAAGUCAGAAAUUUUUAGCUGAAAACAGUGCUUCUGUAUAUAUAAAGAAAGUAGAAGCUAGAAUUAAUGAAGAAAUAGAGCGGGUGAUGCAUUGUUUGGAUAAAUCAACAGAAGAACCCAUUGUGAAAGUUGUUGAGAGGGAGCUUAUUUCCAAGCAUAUGAAAACUAUAGUGGAAAUGGAGAACUCUGGGCUAGUUCAUAUGCUGAAAAAUGGGAAGACAGAAGACCUUGCUUGCAUGUACAAGUUGUUCAGCCGUGUGCCAAAUGGUCUGAAGACGAUGUGUGAGUGCAUGAGCUCAUACCUGAGGGAGCAAGGCAAAGCACUGGUUUCUGAAGAGGGAGAAGGAAAGAAUCCAGUUGACUACAUUCAGGGUUUACUGGACUUGAAGAGUAGGUUUGAUCGCUUCCUUCAAGAAUCUUUCAAUAACGAUCGGCUCUUCAAGCAGACGAUUGCGGGUGACUUUGAGUACUUCCUCAACCUCAACUCCAGGUCUCCAGAGUACCUCUCAUUAUUUAUUGAUGAUAAGCUGAAAAAGGGAGUCAAGGGACUAACAGAACAAGAAGUAGAAACUAUUUUGGAUAAGGCAAUGGUUUUAUUCAGGUUUAUGCAAGAGAAAGAUGUUUUUGAACGCUAUUACAAGCAGCACUUGGCAAGAAGACUUCUCACAAACAAGAGUGUUUCAGAUGACUCUGAGAAAAAUAUGAUCUCCAAAUUAAAGACUGAAUGCGGAUGUCAAUUCACGUCGAAACUGGAAGGAAUGUUCAGGGACAUGAGCAUCUCAAACACAACGAUGGAUGAGUUCAGGCAACAUCUUCAGGCAACAGGGGUCUCACUAGGAGGUGUUGAUCUCACAGUGCGUGUCCUCACAACAGGUUACUGGCCCACCCAGUCAGCCACACCAAAGUGCAACAUCCCUCCAGCUCCCAGACAUGCUUUUGAAAUAUUUAGAAGAUUUUAUUUAGCCAAACAUAGUGGGCGACAGCUGACACUCCAGCAUCACAUGGGUUCUGCAGAUCUCAAUGCCACUUUCUAUGGGCCUGUUAAAAAGGAAGAUGGCUCAGAAGUCGGUGUAGGAGGUGCCCAAGUAACUGGCUCAAAUACACGGAAGCACAUAUUGCAAGUCUCCACUUUCCAGAUGACAAUAUUAAUGCUAUUUAACAACAGAGAAAAAUACACGUUUGAGGAAAUUCAACAAGAAACUGAUAUCCCUGAAAGAGAACUGGUUAGAGCCCUACAGUCCCUUGCAUGUGGCAAACCAACACAACGUGUUCUCACAAAAGAGCCCAAAUCAAAAGAAAUAGAAAAUGGUCAUAUAUUUACAGUGAAUGAUCAGUUCACAUCUAAACUACACAGAGUCAAGAUUCAGACGGUUGCUGCCAAACAAGGAGAAUCUGAUCCAGAAAGGAAAGAAACAAGGCAGAAAGUAGAUGAUGACAGAAAACAUGAGAUAGAAGCUGCUAUAGUUCGGAUAAUGAAAUCUAGAAAGAAGAUGCAACACAAUGUGCUAGUAGCAGAGGUAACUCAGCAGCUGAAGGCCCGAUUCUUACCAAGUCCAGUUGUUAUUAAAAAACGUAUUGAAGGACUUAUUGAGAGAGAAUAUUUGGCACGAACACCUGAGGAUCGCAAAGUAUACACUUACGUAGCAUAAAAUGCGUUCAGAAAAUUUGAUUUAUUCUUGGACUAUACUCUUCGCAUGAACUGGGAAGUUCUUUUAAAUCAUUAAUAUUAAGACGACCAUCUUCUCUAUUAAAUUACAGUACAUGUUCUAGACCAUUCAGAUCAAGCCUUUUACUCCUUUUGAGAGUUUUUGACAUGAAUUAAUUGAGCUUCAGGCUUUUCAACGUUAUCCCUGUAGAGAUCAUCCUUAUAAUUCUUCGGGAAAAUGUGAAUGUGCCGCGUUUGUUUUCAAUACUGUAUGAAAACAGAAAUAAAAAUGACUUUAGAAAAUACAGCUCAUUUAAAAAAAUAAAUUUGUUGCAAUUUCA